Messenger RNA from Cololabis saira (Pacific saury), 2388 nucleotides. It is a transcript of the gene arpc5b, whose product is annotated as actin related protein 2/3 complex, subunit 5B. The transcript has 4 exons. The record is from RefSeq and is a predicted model, not a curated record. Lineage: Eukaryota; Metazoa; Chordata; Actinopteri; Beloniformes; Belonidae. The coding region runs from base 123 to 584 and encodes 153 amino acids. Gene Ontology annotation, molecular function: actin filament binding. Gene Ontology annotation, cellular component: actin cytoskeleton; Arp2/3 protein complex; cytoplasm. Gene Ontology annotation, biological process: Arp2/3 complex-mediated actin nucleation; regulation of actin filament polymerization; cell migration.
CAGCAGGAAGCCAGGAAGUCGCCUGCCUUCCUGUCUGUGACAGCCGCAUCGCUCUCCAGCUCCACUUCAUUUCUUUUUCCUUGGACCGAGACCCCCUCCCCUAAACAAAACCCACCGCAGACAUGUCGAAAAACACCGUGUCCGCCCGUUUCAGGCGAGUCGACGUGGACGAGUACGACGAGAACAAGUUUGUGGACGAAGAGGACGGAGGAGAAAACCAGCUGGGUCCUGACGAGGCAGAAGUGGACUCCCUCAUCAGACAUCCCCGCACAGGAAAUCUCAUGGAGGCUUUACAAGCAGUCCUGAAGAACCCACCAAUCAACACGAAGAACCAGAACGUCAAGGAUCGUGCCGAGGGCCUGGUGCUGAAGGUGCUCAGUGCCUUUAAGAGCAGUGACAUCGAGAAAGGGGUGCAGUCGCUCGACAAAAACGGCGUGGACCUGCUGAUGAAAUACAUCUACAAAGGCUUUGAGAGGCCGUCCGAAAACAGCAGCGCGGUCCUGCUGCAGUGGCACGAAAAGGCUCUGGCUGUGGGAGGCGUGGGCAGCAUCGUCAGGGUACUAACGGCAAGGAAGACGGUCUAAAAGUGGAGCAGCGAGGCACUUCACGUCACAUUACUGCACUGUUCAUGUACCAGAUGGCGAAACCCAACGAGGUCCUGAUUCGCUCGAGGCUAAAAUACAACCUUCAAUCUGGGCCACGUCAAGUUAAAAUCAGACUUUCUUCUUCAUUAUCGGGAACUAAAUUGUACUAAACCAGUAGCUUUACGCCUCGUGUGUGUGCCGACUCCCCCGCCCCCCCAGUAGUGCUCUAACACCUGCAUCACCUGCCAAACAUGAUCCCCGUAAAAAAGCCUCAUCUGCUGGUUAAAACCAAAAACACUUGAGGUGCAUUCACAUUUUGGAUACCACAGUGACACACUCCAGUGAUGUGACUUUUAAGAUUAAUCCUGCACUCACUUUGACCCCCCCUCUGUGUUAUUUCUGCAUCAGAGACUCCCUGAUGGAAUAAAAGCGGUAAAUCCUCUCAGAGUAACACUCUGCAGCGGGAGUCUCCUGAAAAGCACAGUCACAGAUGGGAGGUGAAACGUCUGCCCACGGGGGUAGGCAUUCACCUCGGGGAAGGGGGGGGUUAUUACCCACGAUGCAUCGCUACCACCACUCUGAUUAAUCCCACUUUACUGUUCCCCCCCACAUCACACGCGCCUUCUGCUACUGAACAGGGCAUUAUGUUGGUACUGUUUAUAAGAGCUGUAUUUUCUCUUUCAUGUCAGGAAAACCUCAUCACAGCAAGAAUAUGUGCUUAUAAUUCUUUUUUCUUUUUAAUUUAAACUAAAAAACAAUCAGGCUUAAAGAUUUUCCUAUUUCUUAUUAUUGCGAUUAAUGACGGUUUUCUGCCUCAAAGCCAAAUUAAACACUGUUAAUAGGUUUGAUGCUUCUCAGUUACAAAAAAAAUCUAACAUUUUUUUAUUUUCUAUUAAUAGCAAUGGGAUCUAAUUAAAUGGAGAAUAUAAAUGGUUUGCAUGACCCAAUUUUUGAGACUUUUUGAGCAUUUCAUACCUGUGUUUCAUACUCUAGGAGAAAAUCAGUGUUUUUCUUCUCUUUUUGUCUUUUUUUUUUCUUUCUUUGUAUCAUGUUUUGAGUUUAAAUCCAACGCCUUUGGAUUUUUAAAAACAAAACCCACCUCACAGAGUGCAGAAAAAUGUACUUUUACUACCACAUAACCUGGCUGGAAGUUGAAUUAGCGUUUUAUAUGACGAUGAAAAUGGGAAUGUUGAUGUUUAUCUGCCCCAUCAGGUAGAUUACAACUGUUGCCAAAUGAUAUUUUUCUUUCAUUUGAAUUAUUUAGCUUAUAUCUGUGAUUUAGUUGUUUCUUUUCUUUCUUUAAGGACACAGUAGACCUGUCACCUUACAGGAUAAAUUAAUAUAAAAGCAAACAGGGUUUGAGUCAGGAUGUAACAGUUUUGAAUGAGAGCUUCCUCAGCGUUGCUCUCGUGGACGACAGUGAUGGGAGGAAUUUGGUUUCAGUGUUUUUGCUUGCUUCUGUUUAUUUUCCAGACUAAGUACAAGUUAUUCAUAGAUUUUCAAAAUUGUUGAUUUUUUUUUUCCAUUGUUUUACUCACCUGUUGAUAUUCAAACAUGUCUUGUCAUGUUUAAAUCCUGUCAUCGCCGACGGUGCAUCCGGACAUUAGAUUGCUCUUCUAAUGUGGUAAGGACGUGAUGCACGUGAGGACAGAGAGGGGUGCCGAGGGCCUCCGCUUCAUGUAACCGGUCUGUGAGGCUCGUGGGGCGAGGGAGCAGAACAAACUGAUGUACAAACUGCCUUACUCAAAUAUUCCUUUUUUUAUGUUUGUGGUUUUUUGAAGAAAAUAAAAGGUAUGAAUGCUGA